Rubroshorea leprosula is the source of this 2607-nucleotide messenger RNA. The record is from the annotation of a GenBank genome assembly. Lineage: Eukaryota; Viridiplantae; Streptophyta; Magnoliopsida; Malvales; Dipterocarpaceae.
GAGAGAGAAGAAACUAUUCAAAAAGUUCCUUUCUAGACCAAAAACCCAAUGAUCCUAUAGGUCACCAUAUCACUUUCUCUCUUCUUUCCUUUUAGAUCCAAUUUACAUACAUUCAUACAUUUAGAUUACAAAUUACAGUGGAAAGAAGAACAAAGUACACCGUUCUUCCUCGGAUUUCGAGAUCGAAAAGGAAAACACCCACCUUCAAAGAUUUCAUUUUUAUUGGGAAAAAAGUCAGAAUCCGAGGGAGGGGACGAAGAGUAGGAGCAGAGAACAAACUUCUUGAGAGAGGGAAGUGUCGAUUCCUUUUUGGGUAUUUUUUUUUUCUUUUUGAUUUUAUAAAGGGGAAGGAAGGUUUUGGCUUUAGCAUGCAAGUGGGUUUUAAUAAAGGGGAAGGAGCGUUGAGGAGAGCGGAGGGAAGAGCUUAAGUGGGUGAAGAAUGCAGGACACCAAGAAGAAUAAUGGGGGAAAUGGAAAUCAAGAUUCCAACAAGAAGAAGGAGCGCCACAUAGUUUCCUGGACUCAAGAGGAAGAUGACAUACUUCGAGAGCAAAUUAGUCUACAUGGAACUGAAAAUUGGCCGAUCAUUGCGUCGAAAUUCAAGGAUAAAACAACAAGGCAGUGCAGAAGGAGAUGGUUCACAUAUCUGAAUUCUGAUUUCAAGAAAGGGGGAUGGUCUCCUGAGGAAGAUAUGCUCUUAUGUGAGGCUCAAAAGAUAUUUGGUAAUAGAUGGACAGAAAUUGCCAAGGUGGUUUCAGGCAGGACGGACAAUGCUGUAAAAAAUCGGUUCUCCACGCUAUGUAAGAAGAGGGCAAAGUAUGAGGCCUUAGCAAAAGAGAACAGUAAUUCAUACAUAAACCUGAAUAACGAAAGGAUUUUACUACAAAAUGGGUUGAAUACAGAUGGAACAAGAGAACAUACUGAACCUGCCAAGAGACCAAGGAGGACCCACAUAUCUGAUCCCACACAAGAUUGCAACUUUGAGGAUAGAUCACAUAAGUUAUCCGGAACCAUAAUUAACCCAGAGCUAAGAACCCCGUUUGCUGUAUUGGGUCAAAACCUAGAGAAUGUUAGCAAAAUGGCAAUGCAGCAUCAAGUCAACAAUGUUAAGGAGCUCCCGCAUAAUGCAGAUCAGAAUAAUAAGACUCAAGGAACUUUUCUGAAAAAGGAUGAUCCAAAGAUAAGUGCUUUGAUGCAGCAAGCAGAGUUGCUCAGCUCACUUGCAACAAAAAUUAAUACCGAGAACACAGAGCAGAGCCUGGAAAAUGCUUGGAAGGUUCUUCAAGGUUUCUUGAAUCAAAGCAAAGAAAAUGACAUCGUUGGAUUUAAAGUCUCUGAUAUUGAUUUUCACCUUGAAGAUUUCAAAGACUUGAUAGAGGACUUAAGAAGUAGUAAUGAGGGAAGCCAUCCGUCUUUGAGGCAACCCGAUCUUUAUGAGGCAUCUCCAGCCAGUUCAGAAUAUAGCACAGGAUCAACCCUAUUGCCCCAUCCAGCUGGUGAUAAGACAGAACAAACUCAAACUGAGACGGUUGCACUGCAUCAGGAUAUUAGAACUCAAUUGGAAACAAUUCAUACUGGCAUGCAGAAUUGCAUGCGUGAACAGGAGAAAGGGAUUCUUUCUGAUGCAAACACAAAUCAAGUAGAGAUAUUCGCAUCUUUUGACGGGCAAACAAACAAUGAUGGAGUUGUUUCAGUUCCAUCAAGUACAGAAUUCAGUUCCCCUAUCCAAGUUACUCCUAUGUUCAGAUCACUAGCAGCAGGAAUUCCAAGCCCCAAAUUUUCAGAAAGUGAGAGGAGCUUCCUCCUAAAAACACUUGGAAUGGAGUCCCCUUGUCCCAAUCCAAGCAACACCACUUCACAACCACCACCCUGCAAAAGAGCCCUCCUUCAUAGUCUAUAAUCCCUCUGAUAGUCUCACAUACUGAUGUCUAAACGGUCUAAAGUCAACCUUUCUCAUAGUUCAGUUUCUUGAGCAACAUAGCUCAUAUUGAGUUUUUAUAUAUCUUCUAUUUUUCUCUAAGUUGGGUUUGUUGGGUUGCAGCCAUCCUAGCCUGAAGUUUUACAAGGAGGCAUUUUAAGAUCUGUGAUCUCCCUGGUCUGGAAUGUUAUGGAACAUUCGAGCCUACCUGACACAUCUAACCUGGUGUCAUGAGUUUUCAUUUUCUCCCUUUUUCCUUCUUCUACUAGAGGAGUACUACCUGACUACUCACCAGUUUGUGCUUCAUAACUAGUGUGUCUCAUUCUUUUGUUUGUCUUCUCAUCCGAGCGGUUUCGGAUAUGUCCUCCUUUCUUAAUAUCCAGUUUUUCUUUGAUUUGUAAUUUUGUACAGAACCUACAACAUAAAUUCCUUGGAGUGUAACUACACAUCGGCAAUUUGCCCAUAUAUGAUAAUGAAACAGAAAGAAGAAAAAAAAAAAAAAAAAAAGAGAGAGAGAGAGAGAGAGAGAGACGGAAGAACAAGGGGAUUAACCAGUUGAAUGGAUUCUUAUGAGUUGUUUUUGAGUGUGAACAGGGUAUAGAAUAAGUCACUUGCUUUUUCCUUUCUCCAUUGAUAUCUAAUGUAAUGUGACUAGAUGUGAUCUGAGAGAAUAUAUGUAAUGGCUUUGG